UAAGGAAGUUACGCAAAGAAAUAGCUCGAAUAUAAUAAGUGUGUAUGUGAAUGUUCAGGACUUUUCAGUUUGAAUGCGAAUAAUUCACUUCGCACUUCACGAAAACCGUCAUUCCCCAUGACGACUCGGUCUGUGAUUGGUCGAAACGGCCCAAGACGCCCAAUGGCCAUUUGUUUGGCAUAUUAGGUUAUGUUUCCCCAGGCUUGGCUUGCCAGUUUGGGUGAGAAAUACCAGAAUUUUUGACCGCACAAUUCGCCAAUGCCCCGCAAUGGAGAAACCCAUUAAGAAGGAGAAAAACAAAAGUGACGAGGAUGGGGUGGAAAUCAUCCGGCUGGAUAUCGAGCAGGAGAACCGCGACGACGAGAAAGACGAUGAUAAGAAGGACGAGUCUCCAAAGACAGCCAAGGAUCUUUUCUCCGACUUUAAGCCUGAUUCGGGCAGCGAACCCGAAUUGGAUGGAGCGGAGUCUGAUGAGGAUGACGACGAGCCCCUAGCCAAAAGAAUCAAGAAAGAGCAUCCAACUGCUGGAAGGAAGAAACGGGAUAAGACAAGUGGGGCUAACUUUAAGAAAGUGUAUCCGCAAAAAUACAAAAAAGAAUGGGAAGACAUCCCAACAGUGAAACCUUGGCUAUCAGAGAGCGUGCAUGGAGAAACCUACUUUUAUUGCAAAUUCUGUAAAAAGGACUACAAAUCCGGAAAAUCUGAAGUAUUCAAGCAUAUGUCUUCUAUGAAGCACAAGAAAAACAUCACACAGCCACCAUCGGAGAAAAUUAUUAAAAAACAAAUGAUGAGGUUCAGGGGCCUUCUCUGUCCAGUGGUUACUCCUUUUGCGAAGUCACGAACGAAGGACGUGUCUUACGAACUGAUCAAGCCGUAUGUGAAAUUCCUCAAAGCUUGUGGAGUGAAGGGGAUUUUGGUUAAUGAUGUUGUGGGCGAGGGAAUGUCAUUAUCCGUGACCGAGCGAAAGAAGCUGCUGGACUACUGGGCGGUUCAUUGCAAAGAAUAUGGAAUAUUUCUGAUGGUUCAGAUUGGUGGGGUGCCACUUCGCAGCGUUUAUGAGCUGGCAAUGCACGCAGAAAAAACUGGAGUUGGAGCCGUUGUCCUCCUCCCGGAUCUCUAUCACAGACCAGAAACCCAUUUGGAUUUGAUAAGAUACAUUAAAACCGUCUCAAACCACACUGGAUCCAUGCCGAUUUUAUACCACCACUUUCCCAAGUACACGAAACUGGAUCUGGAUAUGAAAAAGUUUCUGUUGGAUAUUACUGGUGAAGUGGACACUUUCGUGGGCUUGAUAUACAGCACUGGGGACCUUCAAGAGACUGUUUCCGUAAUGGAGCUGAAUCCUGAGAAGUUUGUUGUAUUUAUGGGCACUGACGAAGGCAUGUUGGGAGCGGUGGCCAGCGGAUUUACGUGCAUUAUGGGGAAUAGCUUGAGCAUAUUGCCGAAACUAGCCGAAUCGAUAUGCUCUUGCAUGAAAAACGGGGAAAUCAAGAGCGCCCAAGCCUCCCAAACCCUAUUGACUAAGGCAGUUACUAAUAUUUACAGUCACGGCGAAAUGGUACCAACUUUAAAGGCUGCAAUGACCAUCAUCACGAAACUGCCGAUGGACGUUGUAAGGGAACCGCUUCAAACCCUCUGGGACGGCACUGUCAACAGAAUGCGGGAAAAGUUGCGCGAAAUCGGUAUCAUUUAAGAGAAACCCACCCUGGAUGGGCAAUUUUACAUCAAAGUCGUUGAGAGAUCGGGGUCUGAUCCGAACGAUUUGGGUUCAUUUUUCAAUUGAAACUAUUAUGCCCAUAAUGUGUAUGCGUGUGAUGUUUUGUACAUUUUAAACAUCGGACUGGAUUGUGGUAGUUUCAAUGAACUGGCUUGAUUUCAUUAAAUGGGACUCAGAUUAAAAUACACUCCUGGAACAUGUAAAAAAUGGUGAAUUUUGAUAUCCGCAGCUUUGCUUAGUUCUGUUACGUUAUUAGAUAAUUUGUAAAAA
Dendroctonus ponderosae (mountain pine beetle) is the source of this 1987-nucleotide messenger RNA. Its product is annotated as N-acetylneuraminate lyase. Lineage: Eukaryota; Metazoa; Arthropoda; Insecta; Coleoptera; Curculionidae. The record is from RefSeq and is a predicted model, not a curated record. Gene Ontology annotation, cellular component: nucleus. The transcript has 8 exons. Gene Ontology annotation, molecular function: 4-hydroxy-tetrahydrodipicolinate synthase activity; N-acetylneuraminate lyase activity; nucleic acid binding. Gene Ontology annotation, biological process: N-acetylneuraminate catabolic process. The coding region runs from base 269 to 1693 and encodes 474 amino acids.